Rotaria sp. Silwood2 is the source of this 2520-nucleotide messenger RNA. The record is from the annotation of a GenBank genome assembly. Lineage: Eukaryota; Metazoa; Rotifera; Eurotatoria; Philodinida; Philodinidae.
AUGGCUGAUUCAAAAACUACCGGUGUAUACCGAAUUCCUCCUUUCUUUUAUUUACACGUACUUGAUCAAAAUACAAAUGUAACUCGACUUGAAGUAGGUCCAAAAACUUUUGUUAAACAAGAUCAUGAAAAAGUUAUACUUGGACCUGAACGCAUGUUAAUCAUUCCUCCACGUCAUUAUGCUGUUAUUGAAAAUCCAGCAGUUCGAGAUAAAGCUAACAAAGUUGUUAUAGAUAGAAAUGGUCAAGUUAAAUUACUUCAUUCAGAUGUUGAUAUUCGUUUUGCACAAGAACCAUUUCCUCUUUAUCCAGGAGAAACUCUUAAACAAGCUGUAACACCAUUAAAAGUUAUUGAACCUAAUUGUGCUUUACGUCUUCGUGCUGUUCUUGAUUUUGUGAAUGAACAAGGUGAACAAGUUCGAGCUGGUGAUGAAUUUCUUUUUCAAGGACCUGGAACAUAUUUUCCACGUAAAGAAGUAAGUGUUGAAGAACAAGUUAAAGCCGUUAUUCUUAAACCAAAUGAAGCUGUUCGUUUACGUGCUAAAAAAGAAAUGGUAGAUCGAGAUGAUAUUUCACGAGAAACAGGUGAAGAAUGGCUUAAUCGAACCGUUGGCUCGUAUUUGCCAUUAGCCUAUGAAGAAGUUGUCUCAACUGUCAAGGCUUACGUGCUUACUGAUAAAAAAGCUCUUCAUGUUCGUGCAUUACGUACAUUUACUGAUGCAUUCAAACGUAAACGUCUUCACGGAGAAGAAUGGUUAGUAUAUGUAAAGGAUGCUGAAACAUAUAUUCCUGAUGUAUAUGAAGAAGUUGUUGGUGUUGUAUCAGUAACAGUAUUAAAUUCUCGUCAAUAUUGUGUUAUUCUUGAUCCAGUUGAUACUGAUGGUAAACCUCAACUAGGAAAGAAAAAACUUAUUAAAGGUGAAAAAACAUUUUUUCUUCAACCUGGUGAAAAAUUAGCUAACGGCAUUCAAGAUGUAUAUGUUCUUGAAGAAGAUGAAGGUCUUAUUCUUCGUUGUACAGAAUCAUUUAAAGAAGAUGGAAAAGUCCUACGUAAUCCCGGUGAUCGUUGGAUGGUUCGAGGUCCAAAAGAUUAUAUACCAGCCGUUGAAUCUGAAGUUGUUCUACGUCGUAAAGCUAUACCAUUAGAUGUCAAUGAAGGAAUCUAUGUUCGUGAUGUUAAAACUGGUAAAAUUCGUUCAGUUAUUGGUAGUACAUAUUUAUUAACUGAAAAUGAAGAACUUUGGGAAAAAGAAUUACCAGGACAAGUUGAACAAUUACUUGUAUUAGAUGCACGACAUUUUGAAGAUAAAUCAGGUACACAAAAUGUUAUUCCACCAAGAGAUAAAUCAAAAGUUGUUGCUUAUCGUGUACCACAUAAUGCUGCUGUACAAAUAUAUGAUUUUAAAUCUAAAAAAGCACGUAUUGUUUUUGGUCCUGAACUUGUUAUUCUUGGACCUGAUGAACAAUUUACAGUUUUAAAUUUAUCUGGUGAAAAACCUAAAGUACCAAAUAAAAUUCGAGCAAUAUGUCUUUUAUUGGGACCAGAAUUUUCAAGUGAUAUUGUUACAAUUGAAUCAAGUGAUCAUGCUCGUCUUUCACUUAGACUUUCAUAUAAUUGGCAUUUUGAAAUUAAUGAUCAUAAUGAUAAUAAAGAAGUUGCAAAACUUUUUUCUGUUCCUGAUUUUAUUGGAGAUUUUUGUAAAGCUGUUGCUGCUAAAAUUCGUGGUGCUGUUGCUGGUAUUCCAUUUGAUGAUUUUCAUAAGAAUUCAGCGAAAAUUAUUCGUGCAUCUGUAUUUGGUCUUGAUGAAAAUAAACGUAUUAUUAAACGUCUUUUAUUUCCACAAAAUAAUUUGGUUUUAACAUCAAUUGAUAUUCAAAGUGUUGAACCAGUUGAUCAACGUACACGUGAUGCACUUCAAAAGAGUGUUCAAUUAGCUAUUGAAAUUACAACUAAUUCUCAAGAAGCUCAAGCAAAACAUAUAGCUUCACGAACAGAACAAGAAGCAAAAGGUCUUUUAGAAAGACAAAAGAUUGCUGAUGAAGCUGAAGCCGAAAAGGAACGUCGAAAUUUAUUACAACUUCAAGCUCAAUCAUCAGCUGUUGAAUCAACUGGUCAAUCACGUGCUGAAGCUCAAUCACGAGCUGAAGCGGCUAAAAUUGAGGGUGAAUCUGCUGUUGAACAAGCUACACUUCGUUCUAAAGCAGCGAAAAUCGAAGGUGAUAUUGAACUUUAUCGUUUAACACAAGCACGUGAAUUAGAAUUAAAUUAUUCGAAAAUGCAAACUGAUUUAGAAAUUGAUAAAGCUAAACGAUUAGCUGAAAUUGAAAUAAAGGAAUUUAAAGAACAUGUUAGUGCUAUUGGACCAAAAACAAUUCAAGCUAUUGCUACUAGUGGACCCGAUAAUCAAGUUAAACUUCUUCAAGCUCUUGGUAUUAAAUCAACAUUAAUUACUGAUGGACGUAGCCCAAUUAAUCUUUUUAAUACAGCUGUUGAUUUAGUUGGAACGACACAACAACAUUGA